GUUCUCCGGCGGAAAUAGCGUGUCGUAGACAGAUUCACAGAUGGUGCCCUUGGAAGCAUGUUGAUUUGCUGUAUCUAGGAUGUAAUUUAUUUACAAGACGUUCAAAGUCGCAGUUGAGAAGUCGAUGUGCACAGGAAAGUUACCAGGCAAAAGAUGCCGCUGCACAAAUACCCCCCUCGCAUCUGGGACGCUCUGAAACUGAAGCAGGGCAUCUAUGCCCGGCUGCCCCAACACUACCUGAAAAGCCUCGAAGAUGCAACACCUCCAACGGCGGUGCACUGGAAACCCUUUGGGGUGAAAUAUCGUGCCAACCCCAAAACUGGACUGAAAGAGAGGGUCCAGGAUGUUCCCAUCCCCAUCUACUACCCUCCCGAGUCACAGCAGGGGCUGUGGGCAGGCGAGGGCUGGAUCUCCGGAUAUAAAUACUCCCAGGAUGACAAGUUGUCCACACGGUACAAGAAAACGUGGAAGCCUCAGCUCUUCAGGAGGGAGCUCUACAGCGAGAUCCUGGAUCAAAAGUUCAACAUCGCAGUCACCGCUCGCACCCUGGACCUCAUAGACGCGGCAUACGGCUUUGAUUUUUACAUCCUGAAGACCCCCAAACAAGAUCUGAACUCCAAGCUUGGUAUGGACCUGAAGAGGGCCAUGCUCCUCAGGCUGGCAGAGAAGAGCCUGUACCCUGAGGACCCAGCACGGCAGGAGCAAGUCUACCAGCGCUACAAGCAGUUUGAGAUCCCGCGAGAGGAGGCUGAGUGGGUGGGCCUGAGUCUGGAGGAGGCUGUGGAGAAGCAGAGGGUCCUGGAAAUGAAGGAGCCUGAACCUGCAUUCAAGGAGUACGUGGACAUGCUGGUAAAGGAAGUAGCUAUUCUGAAGCUCACAGAACCACAGGUGGUGGAGAAGAAAUGACACAUGUUCACUGUUAGUAACUAACUGAACUCCCUUGAAAUUACUUGCUACAAAUAAAUUAUGUCACCCACGUACGGUAUCUCACAUGUCAACAAUGUAGAUCAUAUGAACAUCAAGAUGACCAUGCAUGCAACUGCUUUUUAUGUAAAUAUUUAUUUUCCUCAACAAAUGCUCUAUGUUGUGAUAACACUUGUACAUUUCUGUCAUCUAUAUGUUAAGUUUUCUAAAUAAGACGGUUGAAGAUA
Engraulis encrasicolus (European anchovy) is the source of this 1151-nucleotide messenger RNA. RefSeq names its product mitochondrial ribosomal protein L28 (gene mrpl28). Gene Ontology annotation, cellular component: mitochondrial large ribosomal subunit. The record is from RefSeq and is a predicted model, not a curated record. Lineage: Eukaryota; Metazoa; Chordata; Actinopteri; Clupeiformes; Engraulidae. Gene Ontology annotation, molecular function: structural constituent of ribosome. Bases 154 to 906 code for a protein of 250 amino acids. The transcript has 6 exons.